AUGCCAGCCUCUCCACGCAGACGAUCGCGGUCGCGGUCACCGCCACGACGACAAAAAGCUGGUGGCGGCUUCAAAUGGAAGGAGAAACGCUCGACCGAAACAGACGACAGACGCGACGACGAUCGUCUCCAGCGCGGGUAUCGCGAUCGCUCUCCCAGGCGAGAUCGUGACCGUGACCGCGAUCGUGACUACGGAAACAGAGACCGGGGCGGGAACCGCGACCGGUCACCGCCGAGACGAGAACGGAGUCGGGAUAGAGACGGGGAAGACCGAUACCGUCGCAGUGAUCGAGACAGGGAUAGGGAUGGGCGAAGGGAUCGGGAGAGAGACAAGGAGAGGGAACGAGAGAAGUCUCCGUACAGCCAGCGACGUGACCGUGACCGCGACCGGGAACGCUCCCCUCGAGGUGACAAGAAACCGAAAAAGGACAAACCGACCCCCUCAACCACCACCACCAGCGGCGGCGCCGGCGGUCCGCCGCAAAGGCCACCGCCGGUAGCGAGCACAGGCGGCGAGGAAAUGAUUUUGGUCACGGUCAACGAUCGGCUCGGGACCAAGGCACAGAUCCCGGCGUUUCCUAGCGACACGGUGGGGCAGUUCAAGAUUAUGGUGGCGAUGCGCGUGGGACGGGAGCCGCACGAGAUUAUGCUCAAGAGGCAGGGGGAGAGGCCGUUUAAGGAUAUGAUUUCGUUGGGGGACUAUGGCGUUUCGAAUGGGGUGCAGUUGGAUUUGGAGGUUGAUACUGGGGAUUAA
This is a messenger RNA of Dichotomopilus funicola, 753 nucleotides long. Its product is annotated as ubiquitin-related domain-containing protein. Gene Ontology annotation, cellular component: cytoplasm; nucleus. Gene Ontology annotation, biological process: protein modification process; mRNA splicing, via spliceosome. NCBI's taxonomy places the organism in Eukaryota, Fungi, Ascomycota, Sordariomycetes, Sordariales, Chaetomiaceae. The transcript has a single exon. Gene Ontology annotation, molecular function: protein tag activity; protein binding. The coding region runs from base 1 to 753 and encodes 250 amino acids. The record is from RefSeq and is a predicted model, not a curated record.